This is a messenger RNA of Papaver somniferum (opium poppy), 1547 nucleotides long. RefSeq lists its product as uncharacterized. The transcript is spliced from 2 exons. The record is from RefSeq and is a predicted model, not a curated record. Bases 499 to 1128 code for a protein of 209 amino acids. Lineage: Eukaryota; Viridiplantae; Streptophyta; Magnoliopsida; Ranunculales; Papaveraceae.
CCAGAUAUUGUGACAGUCAAUUUCUUCGUCGAAAGGUAUCAUGGUGAAUCAGAUACCAUGCACUUCCCGUUUGGAGAGAUGACCUUGAUCCCUGAUGAUGCUCAGAACAUCCUAGGCUUGGGUGUUACAGGAAAAUCAAUUGCAGAAGGAGAUAAUCAUUCUUUUGAGCUAUAAUGGACGAAGUUCCACGAUCAUACUAAAAAGUUGCUUGGUUGGGACUACAAAACUUCUGUGGAAAGCUUCUGUAUAUCUAAGCUUAGUAGGACGAAGACCAUCAAGCUGACCCUGCUUAAGGAGAAGUUUCAAAACUCAAAGGAAAGAAGUUUGAAGGAUGGAUGGGACCCCGCAUAGAUUUGUUAUACAGCUGUUGCGUACCUGUUAUUCAUCUUGGGCACUAGGGUAUUCCCUGACACUAGUGGCAACAGGGUUAGUGCAAACUACCUUCAAUACUUGGAUCCAUUGGAAGAUGUCUUUAGAUAUUCUUGGGGCACCGUGGUAAUGGCACAUUUGAUGAUGGAGAUGAUAAGGGCCUCUUUGGCGGUUACAAACCAAUUUGUCGGGAAUUUCACUCUACUCCAGGUGCGGGCUUAUGAACAUUUCCAAAAAUUGUUCAAGGACAACCCCUUCUUGAAGAUUAUUCCCUUUGAUGAUCCUGAGGAGCCUAAAGCCAAGAGAUACCAUUUCAACAACCAUCCGAAGCCCGGUAACGAUCUUCGACUGACAGAUUUGAGAUUGGCUCUGGACGCGAUGAAUACCAAAGAUGUUGUGUUCGACCCUUACAAGGAGGCUAGAGAAAACCGCCAAUAUUUGAGGUCCCAUAACGUUGCAUUUUACAACGGGCCUUUGUUCCACCCAAAGGGAUACGUUAUGGCUGAUCCUCGACGUGUGAUGCGGAAACUUGGAUACAAGCAAUUACCCUAUUACAUGACAUCCUCUACUGAAAAGUAUCAGCUUGACCUUUUUGUGUCCAUGGCAAGUUCCACAAGGUUGAGGGUAGAGUAUGAUCCAAGUCCAGAACCAACACAUUGGAGGGAUAGGGAACUACGUCGUUUGGUAGAUGCUACUAAUUGGGAGCUUGUGAACAACGGUGAUGAAGCCGAACCAACCUACAUUGCUAAUUACUUGUAAUGGUCACAUCCUUUUGUCGUGCGCCCGGAAGACGUCGAAGUUCCACCCCAGAAAAAUCCUCCCGUUCCAACUCCUAUAGAGACACCACCUACGAUGACCCAACUUAAUAAGACCGUCGGAUUCCUAGUAGCUAUUGUUAAUUUCUUACUCGUUUAAUGUACACAUAAUUUUAUAUUAGCAUAUAUUUACUAAUUAUGUGUUGUAUGUAUGAAACUAGCGGUGUCGGCUUGGCAAGUUGAAGAAGAUGUUAGGUUGCAAGUACGAGGAAGGAGAGGUGCUAUCCCUUGAAGAAAUGAAGGAAUUCGUGGAAAAGCUUGAUAAAAUUGAAAAUCCAAGUGAAAGAACUUUGUUUGGGGAAACAAGGAAGGUGCCCGUUUCCAAGAAGCAAAAGACCAAGUGAUGACUCUAUAGUGGUGUUU